Molecule: messenger RNA, 2527 nt
Organism: Epinephelus fuscoguttatus (brown-marbled grouper)
Lineage: Eukaryota; Metazoa; Chordata; Actinopteri; Perciformes; Serranidae
Gene: glsl
Product: glutaminase like
Exons: 17
Coding region: 1157-2527 (456 amino acids)
Biological process (GO): L-glutamine catabolic process
Molecular function (GO): glutaminase activity
Source: RefSeq, a predicted model, not a curated record
UUGUCAUACUUUUACAUAAUAAUAAGAGUGAUAUUAGGCACAAAUAGCUCAGUUAAUAUUUUAUUAAUUAUGCAGAACUGAAACCUAUCUUAUUUUAUCUUAUCUUAUCUUAUGUGUCUUCUCUAAAGGCAGAGAAAUUUCUUGAAUCCUUGCUGUUGUUGCUGUUUAAUAAUUUAAAUACAGUCUUUUAAAGCUGUGAGGGCACUUAAUCAAAUUUCAUUCACAUCUCAAAAAAUAUCAGCAUGGCAGAAAUCUAAAAGACAGAUGCUCAUAUCUCAAAAAAUAUCAGCAUGACUACAAGGCAUCAGAGGUAAGUAAGAAUGUGUUGUUGUUUUAUAUAUAUAAUUUGGCAUAAGUGCCCCUUUAAUUUUCAGUUUUAUGACGUACCUCAAAACAUGCCACAUUUAUAUCAUUAUGAAUCAUUAAUAAGCCUCUCUUUUUGGUACACAUGUCUACAACAAAUAACAUUAUUUUGUUUUAUGUUUUGUGUAUGUUAUAUUUCAUCUCUUCCAUCUCUGCACAACGUUGUUUUUUAGAUUCUCAGUUUUUAGUUGUCACAUGUUUUUUAUCCAUAUUUAUGGAGCAAUGUUGGAAGGAGCCUGAGAUCUUAUGAGAUGAUUUUUACUGCCACUCAGUCCUUCUCUUUAAUUGUUGUGCAGAUGACUUUAAAUAACUUGAACUGAACAAGCAGAGGUAAGUGAGAAAAUGUGUUUUUCUUAUAAUUUGGGAGAAGUGACCCUUUAAUUCUCAUGCCAAGUUUAUGUUCUUAUAAAUCAUUUAUAAGUCUCUCAUUCUGGUGUCAUUGGAAGCCUUAUUUUGUCUAUUCUUUGUUAUUUCAUGUCAGUGAAUUCAUCAAAUCUGAAACAUCUUCUUUGUGUUUGGGUUGUUCUGCAUGUUUUAUAGUUUUUGUUGUGGUUGCACAUGUUUUUGUUUUAAUCUGACUCUGUCUUCCUUUUUAUGUUUUUUAGCUGUUGUUUAAGUGUGUGUGGCAACUGGGAGUGUCUGCAGGCGCUGACUGGUUUCCCCUCCUCUCCAAACCAUCCCAUUCAUUAAAAAAAGUUUAUAGCCUGCAGACACACUCACUGAGGGAGCCUGCUGCUUCCCUCGUCUUACAUGAAAACAGAGACGAACUGGAGGAACACACCUGAAGGCUUCAAUGGAGAACCAGGAGGCAGAGGACGGCUCUUACCUGUGUUUCCAGAGAACUCCUUCUCUCAGACGUAAAUGGAGGAAACGUUAUGGCGGUCUGGAUGGCAACAAACUGCUGGAGCCCAAUAAAGACCCGGACAUGAAAGAGGAUGGAGGGAUGACAGAUGAGAGCCAGCAGAGGAGCGCUGAGCACCAGGAUACAGCACCCCGUCCAGCUCCCAGAAGCCUGAUCCAGAACCAGGUCCAGACUUCAGUCCAGAGUCCAGUCCAGAAGCCCGUCAACCUUGUCAGUCCUGGAUCUGCAGUGUCAGCCAGUAACGGCUGCCUGAAGCCUCCUCUUCCCCAGGCAGUGGUCCAGCCGGAGGACAGAGGCUUCCCCCCCUCUCAGCCCUGGUUCCCUCCCCAGCAGAGUCCGUCCAAACGCAGAGCGGCUGCUGAUGUGCUGUUCGACAGCUUCGCCUCAGAUGGAAGAAUAAACAUCAACCAGUUCUUUGAGGCCAUCUGGAGCUCCGGGCUGCACAGGUCUGACCCUCGACUCAGAGAGUGUUUCUUCCACCUGAGGAAACUGCAGGACGCCGAAGGAUCAGUGGACAGAAACUCCUUCCACAGGUGCGUCACAGGAUUCGUCUCUCUGAUCCUGAAAGCUCUGCAGGGACGAUUUGUCAUCCCAGAUUUCUCCACCUUCACUGAAGAAACUCAGAAGUUGUUUUCGAGGUGUCGUCAGCUCUCAUCUGUCCAGGACAAAGAGAAGGACAACGUGGACAGCACAAAGUGGGGUGUCUCGAUCUGCACUGUGGAUGGACAGAGGCUGUCCCUGGGUGACUGGGCCGGCCCUCUGGUUCUGGGUGAGGUGUCAUGGCCGCUGGUGUACGGCGUGGCGGUGGACCUGCUGGGCUCUGACCUCGUCCAUCGAUAUGUUGGCGUGGAGGAGUUCUCCAGACACAACUCUCCGUUCACACUCACCAAAACAGGAAUCCCUCACAGCCCGCUCACUGAGCCAGGUGCCAUCGUUACAACAUCUUUACUUCAGCUGGCGGGGCGGCUGUCUGCUGAGGAAGAGGAGAAGUACGACUCAGUGCUGAACGUCAUCCGAAGGCUCUGCAACAAGGAGCACGCCAACUUAAACUGCACCAGUUAUCAGAGCAGCAGGAAGGCCAGUGUCAGACUUCACGCUCUGUCCUUCUACCUGCAGGAGAAAAAGUGUUUUCCAGAGAAGGCGGACAUUAAUGCUGCUUUGGAUCUAAUGCUGCAGUGCGCCUCCACAGAGAUCACCACCCCGAGAUACUCAGGGACUUUAAGGUGGGGGAGCUCUCCUCUGCAGGAGGCCAGGAGGCACAACAAGGACGCUGCAGUCCAGCUGCUGCAAGGACAUAUCUGA